Paramecium tetraurelia is the source of this 1056-nucleotide messenger RNA. RefSeq lists its product as uncharacterized. The record is from RefSeq and is a predicted model, not a curated record. NCBI's taxonomy places the organism in Eukaryota, Ciliophora, Oligohymenophorea, Peniculida, Parameciidae. The transcript has 2 exons.
AUGAUAUUUGAUCUCUAACCACCAUCUCCUUCAUUGUCUCCAAAUUCUAAAACGAGAUUUUAUUAGGAACAACUCGAUAAGGCCCAUGAGAUUAUUGAUCAAUUGGAAGUUCUGCUUUAGGAAAAAGAGCAUCAAAAAAAAGUUCAUUCAACAACUUACAAAAAUAUAGAAAUUCCUCCUCUCAAAUUGAAUACAAAAUUAUCUGUUCUCAAUGGUGAAAGAUCAAGAAGUUAUGUCACAACUCCCUUGCAAUAUUCUACACCCAGAGAUAGAAGGACCAGAUUAUCAUUGGGAGGUUAAACCUCUGCAAGAUUUGUGGAGGAAAUGAAGAAUAGACAUUCAGAACUUGUUUUACAAUUUAAGGAAGACAACAAUUAGAGAGAAUGUAAAAAUAAAGAAUUAAAUGAUCAAAUACAAGAAUUAAAAUCAGAAUUGAUAUUUUGCUAAGAAAAACAAUCUAUAACAAAAAAGGAAAAGAAAUAAACAGAACAGAAAUUAGAAGUUUUGGAAAGCCAGAUCUAAAGUAUUCAGAUGUAAUUGUUGUUAUCAAAAGAAAAAGGGAACCAUUUAUAAUAAAAGAUAAAGGAAAUUAAAAAGGUAGAUGAUAUUUAAGAGGCAGAACUAGAAUUAGAAGAAGAAAUUAAUAUUAAAGUACAAUAGCAGAAUCAGGACUCAAAACUAGAAUCAGAAAAAAAAUUAUAAGAAUAAGCUCUUAUUUCUUAAAUAUCAUAAAAACAAUAAGAUAAGAGCAGUCACAAAAAAUUAUUAGGUUCCUUAUAAAAAGAGAUUCAGUUACUAGAAAAUAGGAAACAAGAACUUUAGAAUCAGACAACAGUCUCCCAAUUUGAAGAAAAGUAAAUUGAAGCCAAAGAAGAUUAUUUUAUCGAUCAAUAACAUUUAAUUGUUUAGGUUCCUUAAAAUUAAAAUGUUGUUUUGCCUUCAGAAUCUGGAGAUUAGGUGAAUACAUUUAUAGAAGAAGAUAUCCAUUCUAUCAAGUCCUCUAAAAACAAGGAAUAUAGGUAAAGGAGAAGUUGUGAAUCAUGCUAAAUCUUCUGA